CCGGGGAGCAGGGGGCGAGGCGGAGCGCUGACGUCACCUCCCCUCCCCCAGCUCCUCCAAGAGGGAGGGAGGGAGCAAAAGAGGCAGCAAGCCGCCGCAGCUCCCGACCGCAACUCCCCAACUCGGCGGCUGGCUGCCUGGACAUGUCCUGAGAAACUUGGCUUGCCCUGGCCUUCUCCCUUAGCCCUCGCGCGCUCUCCGGCCGCCACCUUCUGGUGCUCAAGUUUCCCCCUGGUCGGAAGGAAGCUCUGGAGAUGCGGCCACCUGGGUCCCAGCAGUGAGAGCGGAUCGCACUCUGGUUGGGGAUAUGUUGAAGAUCGGAGGGAGGCAAAGUUGACACUUCAAACACGGUUCCUAACCUCGUGGGCUUUCCCGAACUGCCGGGAGGGCUGGAAAGCGGAGCACCGAGGAGUGGCUCCUGAGAUUUAAGCAAUGGGGAGACAUUUGGCCUUGCUUCUGCUUCUGCUCCUCCUCCUACAACAUUUUGGAGAUAGUGAUGGAAGCCAAAGACUUGAACAGACUCCGUCUAUCCAGUUUACACAUUUCCAGUACAAUGUCACUGUGCAUGAGAACUCUGCUGCCAAGACCUAUGUUGGGCAUCCUGUUAAGAUGGGUAUUUACAUUACAAAUCCAUUGUGGGAAUUAAGGUACAAAAUUGUCUCAGGAGACAAUGAAAACCUGUUCAAAGCUGAAGAGUACAUUCUCGGAGACUUUUGCUUUCUAAGAAUAAGGACCAAAGGAGGAAAUACAGCUAUUCUUAAUAGAGAAGUGAAAGACCAGUACACAUUGAUAGUCAAAGCAGUUGAGAAAAACACUAAUGCUGAGGCACGAACAAGGGUCAGAGUGCAAGUGCUGGAUAUAAAUGACUUGAGACCAUUAUUCUCACCCACCUCAUACAGUGUUUCCUUACCUGAAAACACACCGAUAAGGACCAGUAUUGCAAGAGUCAGUGCCACAGAUGCAGAUAUAGGAACUAAUGGAGAAUUUUACUACAGUUUUAAAGACCGAACAGACAUGUUUGCUAUUCACCCAACCAGUGGUGCAGUAGUUUUAACUGGUAGACUUGAUUACAUGGAGACCCAGCUCUAUGAAUUAGAAAUCCUUGCUGUGGACCGUGGAAUGAAACUGUAUGGUAGCAGUGGUAUCAGCAGCUUGGCAAAGCUAACAGUUCAUGUGGAACAGGCGAAUGAAUGUGCUCCUGUGAUAACAGCAGUGACAUUGUCACCGUCAGAACUGGACAGAGACCCAACAUAUGCAAUUGUGACCAUGGAUGACUGUGAUCAGGGUGCCAGUGGGGAAAUAGCUUCUCUAAGCAUCGUGGCAGGUGACCUUCUUCAACAGUUUAGAACAGUAAGAUCCUUUCCAGGGAGUAAAGAGUAUAAAGUCAAAGCCAUUAGUAGCAUUGACUGGGAUAGUCAUCCUUUUGGCUAUAAUCUGACACUACAGGCUAAAGAUAAAGGAACUCCUCCCCAGUUUUCUUCAGUAAAAGUAAUUCAUCUGACUUCUCCACAGUUCAGAGCUGGGCCAGUCAGGUUUGAAAAGGAUGUUUACAGAGCAGAAAUAAGUGAAUUUUCUCCUCCCGGUACACCUGUGGUCAUGGUAAAAGCCAUUCCCAGUUAUUCCCAUUUGAGGUAUGUUUUUAAAAGUACACCUGGAAAAGCUAAAUUUAGUUUAAAUCACAACACUGGUCUCAUUUCCAUUUUAGAACCAAUUAGAAGACAGCAGGCAUCUCAUUUUGAAUUUGAGGUAACAACGAGUGACCAAAAAGCCUCCACCAAAGUCUUGGUUAAAGUCUUAAGUGCAAAUAGCAAUCCCCCUGAAUUUACCCAGACAGCAUACAAAGCAUCCUUUGAUGAGAAUGCAUCCAUCGGUACUACUGUCUUGAGAGUGAGUGCUGUAGACCCUGAUGAUGGUGAGAAUGGUUAUGUGACUUACAGUAUUGCAAAUAUAAAUCCUGUGCCAUUUGUGAUUGACCAUUUCACUGGUGCUGUGAGCACUUCAGAAAACUUGGACUAUGAACUGAUGCCUCGUGUAUAUACUCUCAGGAUUAGAGCAUCAGACUGGGGCUUGCCAUACCGCCGGGAAGUUGAAGUCCUUGCAACAGUUACUCUGAAUAACUUAAAUGACAACACACCUUUGUUUGAGAAAAUAAAUUGUGAAGGAACAGUUCCCAGAGAUUUAAGUGUGGGGGAGCAAAUAACUACUGUUUCUGCUAUUGAUGCUGAUGAACUUCAGUUGGUAAGGUAUCAGAUCGAAACUGGAAAUGAACUAGAUUUGUUUGGGUUAAACCCCAACUCUGGAGUUUUGUCAUUAAAGCAGUCACUAAUGGAUGGCUUAGGUGCAAAGGUAUCUUUUCACAGUCUGAGAAUUACAGCUACAGAUGGAGAAAAUUUUGCCACACCAUUGUAUAUCAACAUAACUGUGGCUGCCAGUCGCAAGCCGGUAAACUUGCAAUGUGAAGAGACUGGUGUUGCCAAAAUGCUGGCAGAGAAACUUCUGCAGGCAAAUAAAUUACACAGUCAGGGGGAGGUUGAGGAUAUUUUCUUUGAUUCCCACUCUGUCAAUACUCAUGCCCCCCAGUUUAGGAAUACUCUUCCAACUGGUAUUGAGGUAAAGGAAAACCGACCCGUGGGUUCCAAUAUAAUUUUUAUGAACUCUACUGACCUUGACUCUGGCUUCAAUGGAAAACUCAUCUAUUCUAUUUCUGGAGGAAAUGAGGAUAGUUGCUUCAUUAUUGACAUGGACACAGGAAUGCUAAAAAUUUUAUCUCCACUUGACCGUGAAACAACAGACAAAUACACCCUGAAUAUUACUGUUUAUGACCUUGGUAUACCACAGAAGGCAGCUUGGCGUCUUUUAGAUAUCAUUAUUCUGGAUGCCAAUGAUAAUCCACCUGAAUUUUUACAGGAGAGCUAUUUUGUUGAAGUGAAUGAGGACAAAGAAAUAAACAGUGAAAUCAUCCAGGUUGAAGCCACUGAUAAAGAUCUAGGAUCCAAUGGACAUGUGACAUACUCUAUUCUGACAGAUACAGAUAAAUUUUUAAUUGACAGCACCACUGGAGUUGUUAAAAUUGUGCACCCUUUGGAUCGUGAAGUACAACAUGUGCAUUACUUAAAGAUUGAAGCCAGGGAUCAAGCCAAAGGAGAACCCCAGUUAUUUUCUACUGUACUUUUGAAAGUAUCACUAGAGGAUGUUAAUGACAACCCACCUAAAUUUAUUCCACCUAACUAUCGUGUGAAAGUUCGAGAAGAUCUGCCAGAAGGAACCAUAAUCGUGUGGUUAGAAGCCCAUGAUCCUGAUUUAGGUCAGUCUAGCCAAGUGAGAUACAGUCUUCUGGACCACGGAGAAGGAAUCUUUGAUGUGGAUAAACUCAGUGGAGCAGUUAGGAUUAUACAGCAGUUGGACUUUGAGAGGAAGCAAGUAUAUAAUCUCACAGUGAGGGCCAAAGACAAAGGGAAGCCAGUUUCUCUGUCUUCCACGUGUUAUGUGGAAGUUGAGGUGAUUGAUGUGAACGAGAACUUACACCCACCCGUGUUUUCCAGCUUUGUGGAAAAGGGUGUAGUGAAAGAAGAUGUUCCUAUUGGCUCAUCAAUAAUGACAGUGUCAGCUCAUGAUGAAGACACAGGAAGAGAUGGGGAGAUCCAAUAUUCCAUUAGAGAUGGUUCUGGUGUUGGUGUUUUCAAGAUAGAUGAAGAAACAGAUCGACAGUGGCUAAAGGAAUGCUGUGUGGGGAGCAUGGGAUGCCAGAUUGGAGGUGUCCUAGAAACUUCGGAUCUACUGGACCGUGAGUCGAUGUCCCAUUAUUGGCUAACAGUCUAUGCAGCUGAUCGGGCUGUCGUACCACUUUCAUCAUUUAUAGAGAUCUACAUAGAGAUUGAAGAUGUCAAUGACAAUGCACCACAGACUUCAGAGCCUGUUUAUUAUCCAGAAAUAAUGGAAAAUUCUCCUAAGGAUAUAUCUGUAGUCCAAAUUGAAGCAUUUGAUCCAGAUUCUAGCUCUAAUGACAAGUUGAUGUACAAAAUUACAAGUGGAAAUCCACAAGGAUUCUUUUCAAUACAUCCUAAAACAGGUCUUAUCACAACUACAUCAAGGAGACUAGACCGAGAGCAGCAAGAUGAACACAUAUUAGAAGUUACUGUGACAGACAAUGGCACUCCUCCCAAAUCAACCAUCGCAAGAGUGAUUGUGAAAAUCCUUGAUGAAAAUGACAACAAACCCCAGUUCUUGCAGAAGUUCUACAAAAUCAGACUCCCAGAGCGAGAAAAACCAGAACGAGAAAGAAAUGCCAAACGGGAGCCUCUGUAUCGUCUCAUAGCUACAGAUAAAGAUGAGGGUCCCAAUGCAGAAAUCUCCUACAGCAUUGAAGAUGGAAAUGAGCAUGGCAAAUUUUUUAUUGAACCAAAAACUGGAGUGGUUUCAUCCAAAAAGUUCUCUGCAGCUGGAGAAUAUGAUAUUCUUUCAAUCAAGGCAGUUGAUAAUGGUCGCCCUCAAAAGUCAUCAACCACUAGACUGCACAUUGAGUGGAUCUCCAAACCCAAACCAUCUCCAGAGCCAAUUUCAUUUGAAGAAUCAUUUUUUACCUUUACUGUAAUGGAAAGUGAUCCUGUUGCUCACAUGAUUGGAGUAAUAUCUGUUGAGCCUCCUGGCACUCCUCUUUGGUUUGACAUCAUUGGUGGCAACUUUGACAGUCACUUUGAUAUAGACAAGGGCACUGGAACCAUUGUCAUUGCCAAACCUCUUGAUGCAGAGCAGAAAUCAAACUAUAACCUCACAGUUGAGGCUACGGAUGGAACCACUGCUAUCCAUUCUCAGGUUCUCAUCAAAGUAAUAGAUACAAAUGACCAUCGCCCCCAGUUUUCCACUUCAAAAUAUGAGGUUGUUAUUCCUGAAGAUACAGUGCCAGAAACAGAAAUUUUGCAAAUCAGUGCUAUGGAUAAGGAUGAGAAAAACAAACUAAUCUAUACUCUUCAGAGUAGUAUAGACCCAUUGAGUCUCAAGAAAUUUCGUCUUGAUCCUGCCUCCGGCUCUCUCUCUACUUCCGAAAAGCUUGAUCAUGAAGCUGUUCACCAGCAUGUUCUCACAGUCAUGGUACGGGAUCAGGAUGUCCCUGUGAAACGCAACUUUGCAAGGAUUAUUGUGAAUGUCAGUGACACGAAUGACCAUGCCCCAUGGUUCACCAGCUCCUCCUAUGAAGGGCGGGUCUAUGAGUCAGCAGCUGCUGGCUCAGUUGUGUUGCAGGUUACAGCUCUGGACAAAGACAAGGGGAAAAAUGCUGAAGUGCUGUACUCAAUUGAAUCAGGAAAUAUUGGAAAUUCUUUUACAAUUGAUCCCAUCUUGGGCUCUAUAAAAACUGCCAAAGAAUUGGAUCGAAGUAACCAAGAAGAAUAUGAUUUAAUGGUAAAAGCUACAGAUAAAGGCAAUCCACCAAUGAGUGAAAUGACUUCUGUACAUAUCUUUGUCACAGUUGCUGACAAUGCCUCUCCUAAGUUUACAUCAAAAGAAUAUUCCAUUGAAAUUAGUGAAACCAUCAGCAUUGGGAGUUUUGUUGGAAUAGUUACAGCCUAUAGUCAGUCAUCGGUGAUAUAUGAAAUAAAAGAUGGAAAUAUAGGGGAUGUUUUUGAUAUUAAUCCACAUUCUGGAAGCAUCAUCACUCAAAAAGCCCUGGAUUUUGAAACUUUGCCCAUUUAUACAUUGACAAUACAAGGAACCAACAUGGCUGGUUUGUCCACUAAUACAACUGUUCUAGUGCAUCUACAGGAUGAGAAUGACAACAUACCAGUUUUUAUUCAGGCAGAAUAUUCAGGACUCAUUAGUGAAUCAGCUUCAAUUAAUAGCGUGGUCCUGACAGACAGGAAUGUCCCACUAGUGAUUCGGGCAACUGAUGCUGAUAAAGAAUCAAAUGCUUUGCUUGUUUAUCACAUUGUUGAACCAUCUGUGCACAAAUAUUUUGCUAUUGAUUCUACUACUGGUGCUAUUCAUACAGUGCUAAGUUUGGACUAUGAAGAAACAAGUGUUUUUCACUUUACUGUACAAGUGCAUGACAUGGGGACACCACGUUUAUUUGCUGAAUAUGCAGCUAAUGUGACUAUACACGUAAUUGACAUUAAUGAUUGCCCUCCUGUGUUCUCCAAAUCAUUAUAUGAAGCAUUGCUUUUGUUGCCAACAUACAGAGGAGUAAAAAUCAUCACAGUAAAUGCUACAGAUGCGGAUUCCAGUGCAUUUUCACAGUUGAUAUACUCCAUCACUGAAGGUAACAUUGGGGAGAAGUUUUUUAUGGACUACAAAACUGGCACUAUAACCAUACAAAAUACAACUCAGUUAAGAAGCCGCUAUGAGUUAACCAUUCGAGCUUCUGAUGGCAGAUUUGCCAGCUUCACCUCUGUGAAAAUUAACGUGAAAGAAAGCAAGGAGAGUCAACUAAAGUUUACCCAAGAUUUCUACUCUGCAGUAGUGAAAGAGAAUUCCACUGAAGCCAAAACAUUAGCUGUCAUUACUGCUAUCGGGAAUCCAAUCAAUGAGCCUUUAUUCUAUCACAUCCUCAACCCAGAUCGCAGAUUUAAAAUCAGCUGCACUUCAGGAGUGCUGUCAACCACUGGUAUACCAUUUGAUCGUGAACAGCAGGAGGCAUUUGAUGUGGUGGUAGAAGUGACAGAAGAACAUAAGCCUUCGGCAGUGGCCCAUGUUGUUGUGAAAGUAACUGUAGAAGACCAAAAUGAUAAUGCCCCAGUGUUCAUCAACCUUCCCUACUAUGCUGUCGUUAAAGUGGAUACCGAGGUGGGCCAUGUUAUUCGCUAUGUUACUGCUGUGGACAGAGAUAGUGGCAGAAACGGGGAAGUACACUAUUACCUUAAAGAACAUCAUGACCACUUCCAAAUUGGACCGUCGGGUGAAAUUUCACUGAAAAAGCAAUUUGAACUUGACACUUUAAAUAAAGAGUAUCUUGUUACAGUGGUUGCAAAAGAUGGAGGAAACCCAGCUUUCUCAGCUGAAGUCAUAGUUCCAAUCACUGUUAUGAAUAAAGCCAUGCCUGUGUUUGAAAAACCUUUCUAUAGUGCAGAGAUUCCAGAGAAUAUCCAGAUGCACAGCCCGGUUGUCCACGUACAAGCCAACAGUCCAGAAGGAUUGAAAGUGUUCUACAGCAUCACAGAUGGAGAUCCUUUCAGCCAGUUUACUAUUAACUUUAAUACUGGAGUUAUAAAUGUCAUAGCUCCUCUGGAUUUUGAGUCCCACCCAGCAUAUAAACUGAGCAUACGAGCAACUGAUUCUUUGACUGGUGCUCAUGCUGAAGUGUUUGUUGAUAUAAUAGUGGAAGACAUCAAUGAUAACCCUCCUGUGUUUGUUCAGCAAUCUUACAGUGCAACCCUAUCUGAGGCAUCUGUAAUUGGAACGUCUGUGGUUAAAGUCAGGGCAACAGAUUCUGAUUCAGAACCAAAUAGAGGAAUUUCAUACCAGAUGUUUGGAAAUCAUAGCAAGAGUCAUGAUCAUUUUCAUAUAGAUGGCAGCACUGGUCUCAUUUCACUGCUUAGAACAUUGGAUUAUGAACAGUUCCAGCAACACAAGAUUUUUGUAAGAGCUAUUGAUGGUGGCAUGCCCCCACUUAGCAGUGAUGUGAUUGUCACAGUAGAUGUCACUGAUCUCAAUGAUAAUCCACCUCUCUUUGACCAACAAAUAUAUGAAGCCAAAAUUAGUGAGCAUGCCACUCAUGGACAUUUUGUGAUGUGUGUAAAAGCCUAUGAUGCAGACAGUUCAGAUAUAGACAGGUUGGAAUAUUCCAUUCUGUCUGGAAAUGAUCAUAAAAAUUUUGUCAUUAACAGUGAAACAGGGAUUAUCACACUCUCAAACCUGCGCAGGCACAACUUGAAGCCAUUUUACAGUCUUAACAUUUCUGUUUCUGAUGGGGUUUUUAGAAGUUCAGCUCAGGUUCAUGUGACUGUAAUUGGAGGCAAUUUGCACAGUCCUGUUUUUCCUCAGAAUGAGUAUGAAGUGGAACUUGCUGAAAACGCUCCCAUACACACCCUUGUGAUUGAGGUUAAAGCAACUGACAAGGAUUCUGGUAUUUAUGGUCACAUUACUUAUAGUAUUGUAAAUGACUUUGCUAGAGACAGAUUUUACACAAAUGAGAUAGGACAAGUAUUUACUUUGGAAAAACUUGACAGAGAGACCCUUGCAGAGAAAGUAAUCUCAGUUCGUUUAAUGGCAAAGGACACUGGAGGAAAGGUUGCUUUCUGUACCAUUAAUGUCAUCCUUACAGAUGACAAUGAUAAUGCACCACAGUUCCGAGCAACCAAGUAUGAAGUGAACAUCGGAUCCAGUGCUGCCAAAGGAACAUCAGUUAUGAAAGUCUUUGCAAGCGAUACUGAUGAGGGGUCCAAUGCUGAUGUCACUUACGCCAUUGAAGCAGAUUCUGACAGUGUUAAGGAGAAUUUGGAAAUUAACAAACUGUCUGGUAUAAUUACUACAAAGGAAAGCUUAAUUGGCUUGGAAAAUGAGUUCUUCACUUUCUUUGUUAGAGCUAUAGAUAAUGGGUCUCCACCAAAAGAAUCUGUUGUUCCUGUCUAUGUUAAAAUACUUCCACCAGAAAGACAGCUUCCAAAAUUUUCAGAACCAUUUUAUACCUAUACGGUUUCAGAAGAUACGCCUAUUGGAACAGAGAUAGAUCUCAUUAGAGCCGAACAUAGUGGGACUGUUCUUUACAGUAUGAUCAAAGGGAAUACUCCUGAAAGUAAUAGAGAUGAGUUCUUUGUUAUUGACAGACAGAGUGGAAGAGUAAAGCUAGAGAAGAGUCUUGAUCAUGAGACAACUAAGUGGUAUCAGUUUUCCAUACUUGCCAGGUGCACUCAUGAUGAGUAUGAGGUAGUAGCUUCUGUAGAUGUUAGUAUCCAAGUGAAAGAUGCAAAUGAUAACACCCCUGUCUUUGAAUCCAAUCCAUAUGAAGCAUUUAUUGUUGAAAAUCUACCAGGGGGAAGUAGAGUCAUCCAAGUCAGGGCAUCAGACCUAGAUUCAGGAAUGAAUGGCCAUGUUAUGUAUAGUCUAGAUCAGUCACAAAGUGUGGACAUCAUCGAAUCUUUUGCCAUUAAUAUGGAAACAGGCUGGAUUACAACUCUAAAGGAACUUGACCACGAAGAGCGAGACAUUUACCAGAUUAAAGUGGUUGCAUCAGAUCAUGGUGAAAAGGUUCAGCUCUCCUCCACAGCCAUCGUGGCUGUUACUGUCGCUGAUGUUAAUGAUAGUCCACCACGGUUCACUGCAGAGAUUUAUAAAGGGACGGUGAGUGAAGAUGAUCCACCAGGUGGUGUAAUUGCCAUCUUAAGUACCACAGACGCUGAUUCUGAAGAGAUUAACAAACAAGUCACAUACUUCAUCACAGGAGGAGACACUUUAGGACAGUUUGCUGUUGAAAAUAUUCAGAAUGAAUGGAAGGUCUAUGUGAAGAAACCUCUAGACAGGGAAAAAAAAGACAGUUAUCUUCUGACUAUCACAGCAACUGAUGGGACCUUCUCAUCAAAAGCUAUAGUUGAGGUGAAAGUUCUUGAUGCAAAUGACAACAGUCCAGUUUGUGAAAAGACUCUGUAUUCAGAUACCAUUCCUGAAGACGCCCUUCCUGGGAAACUGAUUGUACAGGUCUCUGCUACAGAUGCAGACAUCCGUUCCAAUGCUGAAAUCACUUAUACAUUAUUUGGUUCAGGUGCAGAAAAGUUCAAAGUAAAUCCAGACACAGGUGAACUGAAAACAUUAGCCCCCCUUGAUCGUGAGGAGCAAGCAGUUUAUAAUCUUCUGGUCAGGGCCACAGAUGGAGGUGGAAGAUUCUGUCAAGCUAAUAUUGUGCUCCCAUUAGAAGAUGUUAACGAUAAUGCCCCUCAAUUCACUGCUGAUCCUUACACCGUGACCGUGUUUGAGAACACAGAGCCUGGGACACUGCUGACCCGAGUGCAAGCCACCGAUGCUGACACAGGAUUGAAUCGAAAAAUUUCCUACUCACUGAUUGACUCUGCUAAUGGGCAGUUCUCCAUUAAUGAAAUAUCCGGAAUUAUUCAGUUAGAAAAGCCUUUGGAUAGAGAACUACAGGCAGUCUAUACCCUUGUUUUGAAAGCUGUAGACCAAGGUUUGCCAAGGAAGUUGUCGGCCACUGGCACUGUGGUUGUGUCAGUUUUGGAUAUAAAUGACAACCCACCUGUAUUUGAAUAUCGUGAAUAUGGUGCCACAGUGUCUGAGGACAUUCUCAUUGGAACUGAAGUUCUUCAAGUAUAUGCAGCAAGUCGGGAUAUCGAAGCAAAUGCCGAAAUCACCUACUCAAUAAUAAAUGGAAAUGAACAUGGAAAAUUCAGCAUAGAUUCUAAAACAGGGGCCAUUUUUAUCAUUGAGAAUCUGGAUUAUGAGAGCGCCCAUGAAUAUUACCUGACCGUGGAAGCCACCGAUGGAGGCACGCCUUCAUUAAGCGACGUGGCCACUGCGAACAUUAAUGUAACAGAUAUCAAUGACAACACCCCGUCCUUCAGCCAAGACACCUACAUGGCAGUAAUCAGUGAAGAUGCUGUUCUUGAACAGUCCGUCAUUACGGUUUUGGCUGAUGAUGCUGAUGGUCCUUCAAACAGCCUCAUCCACUACUCAAUUAUAGAAGGCAAUCAAGGAAGUCCAUUUACCAUCGAUCCUGUCAAGGGAGAAGUGAAAGUGACUAAACUUCUGGACCGGGAAACAAUUUCAGGUUACACACUCACAAUUCAAGCUUCUGAUAAUGGCAGUCCACCCAGAGUCAACACCACAACUGUGAACAUUGAUGUGUCUGAUGUCAAUGACAAUGCCCCAGUCUUCUCCAAGGGUAACUACAGUGUAAUCAUCCAGGAAAACAAGCCAGUGGGUUUCAGUGUCCUGCAGCUUGUCGUGACAGACAAGGAUUCUUCUCACAAUGGUCCACCAUUCUUCUUUUCUAUUGUGAGCGGAAAUGAUGACAGAGCAUUUGAAGUUAACCAGCAGGGUGUCCUCCUGACCUCAGCUACCAUACAGAGGAAAGUGAAGGAGCAUUACCUGCUGCAUGUUAAGGUGGCUGAUAAUGGAAAACCACAGUUGUCAUCUUUGACACACAUUGACAUCAGGGUUAUAGAGGAAAGCAUCCAUCCUCCUGCAAUUUUGCCACUAGAGAUUUUCAUUACUGCUUUUGGAGAGGAAUAUUCUGGCGGUGUCAUUGGGAAAAUCCAUGCAACAGACCAAGACGUAUAUGACACUUUAACUUACAGUCUCGAUCCCGACAUGGACAGCCUUUUCUCUGUUUCCAGCACAGGGGGUAAACUGAUCGCACACAAAAGGCUAGAUAUAGGGCAAUACCUUCUGAAUGUCAGUGUAACAGAUGGCAAGUUUACAACAGUGGCUGACAUCACAGUGCAUAUCAGACAGAUAACACAAGAGAUGUUGAACCACACCAUUGCCAUUCGCUUUGCCAACCUCACUCCAGAAGAAUUUGUUGGUGACUACUGGCGCAACUUCCAGAGGGCUUUACGGAACAUCCUGGGUGUAAGGAGGAACGACAUACAGAUUGUUAGUUUGGAGCCCUCUGAACCUCACCCACAUCUAGAUGUCUUACUUUUUGUGGAGAAAUCAGAUAGUACCCAGGUUUCAACCAAACAACUUCUGCACAAGAUUAACUCCUCUGUGACUGAUAUUGAGGAAAUCAUUGGUGUUAGGAUACUGGCUGUGUUCCAGAAGCUUUGUGCAGGCCUGGAUUGCCCUUGGAAAUUCUGUGAUGAAAAGGUAUCUGUGGAUGAAAAUUUUAUGUCAACGCACAGCACAGCCAGACUGAGUUUUGUGACUCCCCGCCACCAUCGAACAUCAGUGUGUCUCUGCAAAGAGGGGAAAUGCCCACCUAUCCAACAUGGAUGUGAAGAUAGUCCAUGCCCUGCAGGAACUGAAUGUGUUGCUGACCCCAGAGAGGAGAAGUACACCUGUGUCUGUCCCAGUGGCAAGUUCAGUCAGUGCCCAGGGAGUUCAUCUGUAACAUUUACUGGAAAUAGCUUUGUGAAAUACCGUCUAAUGGAAAAUGAGAACAAAUUAGAGAUGAAAUUGACAGUGAGACUCAGAACUUAUUCUACUCAUGCAAUUGUAAUGUAUGCUAGAGGAACUGAUUACAGUAUCUUGGAGAUUCAUAAUGGAAGACUGCAAUACAAAUUUGACUGUGGGAGUGGCCCUGGCAUUGUCUCUGUUCAAAGCAUUCAAGUCAGUGAUGGGCAGUGGCACGUGGUGUCUCUUGAAGUGAAUGGAAACUAUGCUAGAUUGGUUCUAGACCAAGUCCACACUGCAUCAGGCACAGCCCCAGGGACUCUGAAAACCCUAAAUCUGGAUAACUAUGUGUUUUUUGGUGGCCACAUCCGCCAGCAAGGAACAAGGCAUGGAAGAAGCCCCCAAGUUGGUAAUGGUUUCAGGGGUUGUAUGGACUCCAUUUAUUUGAAUGGGCAGGAGCUGCCUUUGAAUAGCAAACCAAGAAGCUAUGCACACAUUGAAGAGUCAGUGGACAUAUCUCCUGGGUGCUUAUUAACGGCUACAGAAGACUGUUCAAGUAACCCUUGUGAGAAUGGAGGCAUCUGCCACCCAUCGCCUACUGGAGGUUAUUACUGCAAGUGUAGUGCCUUGUACAUAGGGACGUACUGUGAGGUGAGCGUCAACCCCUGUUCCUCCAACCCCUGCCUAUAUGGUGGUACAUGUGUUGUAGACAAUGGAGACUUUGUUUGCCAAUGUAGAGGAUUAUACACUGGUCAGAGGUGCCAGCUUAGCCCAUACUGCAAAGAUGAGCCCUGUAAAAAUGGUGGAACAUGUUUUGACAGUUUGGAUGGUGCUGUUUGUCAGUGUGAUUCAGGUUUUAGGGGAGAAAGGUGUCAAAGUGAUGUUGAUGAAUGCGCUGGAAACCCCUGCCAUAAUGGGGCCCCUUGUGAGAAUACACAUGGCUCCUAUCACUGUAACUGCAGCCACGAGUACAGAGGAAAACACUGUGAGGAGGCUGCUCCCAAUCAAUAUGUAUCAACUCCGUGGAAUAUUGGAUUAGCUGAAGGAAUAGGAAUUAUUGUUUUUAUAGCAGGGAUAUUUUUGCUGGUGGUGGUAUUUGUCCUUUGCCGCAAAAUGAUUAGUCGGAAGAAGAAACACCAGGCUGAACCUGAAGACAAACAUUUGGGACCAACCACAGCUUUCUUGCAAAGACCAUAUUUUGAUUCAAAGCUAAAUAAGAACAUUUACUCAGACAUACCACCCCAGGUGCCUGUCCGUCCUAUUUCCUACACUCCAAGCAUUCCUAGUGACUCUAGAAACAAUCUCGACCGAAAUUCCUUUGAAGGGUCUGCUAUACCAGAGCAUCCUGAAUUCAGCACUUUUAACCCCGAGUCCAUGCACGGGCACCGGAAAGCAGUGGCCGUCUGCAGCGUUGCCCCAAACUUGCCUCCCCCACCUCCUUCAAACUCUCCUUCUGACAGUGACUCAAUACAGAAGCCUAGCUGGGACUUCGACUAUGACACUAAAGUGGUGGAUCUUGAUCCCUGUCUUUCCAAGAAACCUCUAGAGGAAAAGCCUUCACAGCCAUACAGUGCCCGGGAGAGCCUGUCUGAAGUGCAGUCCCUUAGCUCCUUCCAGUCUGAAUCGUGUGAUGACAAUGCUUCCAUAGUGACUGUAAUACACCUUGUCAAUGAUGUAGUUGACACAGUGAACAAAGAAGAAUCUUUGGCUGCUCCUGACCUCAGCAAAUCAAGAGGGUACCAUUGGGACACAUCAGAUUGGAUGCCAAGUGUCCCUCUGCCAGACAUACAGGAAUUCCCCAAUUACGAGGUGAUUGACGAGCACACUCCCCUGUACUCAGCAGAUCCAAAUGCCAUUGAUACCGAUUAUUACCCUGGAGGUUAUGAUAUUGAAAGUGAUUUUCCACCACCACCAGAAGACUUUCCUGCACCUGAUGAGCUGCCACCCUUGCCUCCGGAAUUCAGUGAUCAAUUUGAGUCUAUACACUCACCUAGAAACAUGCCUGCUGCAGGUAGCUUGGGGUCUUCAUCCAGAAAUCGGCAGAGGUUCAACUUGAAUCAGUAUCUGCCCAACUUCUAUUCAGUUGAUAUGUCUGAACCUCAAAAAAAAGGCACUGGUGAGAAUAAUACUUGUAGAGAACCUUAUGCCCCUUACCCUCCAGGGUAUCAGAGAAACUUUGACGCUUCCACUGUAGAAAACAUGCCCAUGUCUGUGUACGCUUCCACAGCUUCCUGCUCAGAUGUGUCAGCGUGCUGUGAAGUGGAGUCUGAGGUCAUGAUGAGUGACUAUGAGAGUGGAGACGAUGGCCACUUUGAAGAAGUGACAAUUCCUCCACUGGAUUCCCAGCAACAUACGGAAGUCUGACGCUCAAACUCCCCCCCAAAGUGCCUGGACUUUAAUGGACCUAGAAAUUAUAUCAAUAAUCUGCAUUGUUCUUUGCAGCAGUUCUUAAGCGCUUCUUUUCAGUGAGCUAAAAUGGGCAUGGGUGCACUGAAUCACGCGCCUCUUGAUAUGUUAGCCAUUUCCAGUGUCCUAACCUACUGUAAUUGGUGAGAUUCUCAUUGGCUGUGUCAUUUUUGAACAUCUUUUUGUAUUUACAUUUGUCUGUGUUAAAAUAAUGAAACAAAAAUCAGUCCUACCAUCUUGUUAGCAUGAUUCAUGUAUUUAUAUAGAUUUAUUUUAAUUUUUUGUCUUUUUUUGUAAAUUUAAUGUACAGAUUUGAUUUUUCAUAGUUUUAACUAGAUUUUCAAGAUAUUUUGUGCAUUUGUUUUCAGCUGGAUUUGGAUGGUGUUAGUGUCAUGAUCUAGCACCCUGAUUUUAAUAUAACCAGGGUUUCACUGUAUGUUCUUUUCCACUGAAGUAUGACAUUUCAUUAACACAUUUCGGUAUAAUCGUUUAUUUCUAGCUGUACAUAUAGGAAGAGGAACGAUCUGAUACAUGCACAUGUAUUAAAUGGGUUGCUGUAUUUCAGAAUUAUAAACAUUUUUCAUUAUUGGAAAGUGUAAUGGGGACCUUCUGCAUACCUGUUUAGAACCAAAACCACCAUGACACAGUUUUUAUAGUGUCUGUAUAUUUGUGAUGCAAUGGUCUUGUAAAGGUUUUUACUGAAAACUACCAUUAGCCAAUCUUUCUUACUGACAAUAAAUUAUUAAUAAAAAACUUUAGCUUUGA
This is a messenger RNA of Heterocephalus glaber (naked mole-rat), 15159 nucleotides long. The record is from RefSeq and is a predicted model, not a curated record. Lineage: Eukaryota; Metazoa; Chordata; Mammalia; Rodentia; Bathyergidae.